Molecule: messenger RNA, 338 nt
Organism: Drosophila subpulchrella
Lineage: Eukaryota; Metazoa; Arthropoda; Insecta; Diptera; Drosophilidae
Exons: 3
Coding region: 1-285 (94 amino acids)
Source: RefSeq, a predicted model, not a curated record
AUGGCGCAUAUUACAUAUACAAAUCUUCCAAAGACGAAGAUGAAAGUUCUAUUAGUCCUGGCAUUGGCUCUAUGUAUAGCCCACUUGGCAGUGGUACAAUCAACUGAUACUGCUGCAGAUGACGAUAAGAACGGCAAGAAAAAGACAAAACCCAAACGUCGUAAUCCCAACGCUGCCAAAAAAAAUAAAAAACAGAAGGCUAAGAAGCGAAAACCUGUUGCUAAUAAGAAGCGGGCAAAUGCUGUGGCCAAAAGACUCAGGCGCUCUGGAUUAAUCAAAUACUAAUAUUUAUUUGAGGUCUUUUUAUACCCGUUACUCGUAGAGUAAAAGGGCAUACU